This is a messenger RNA of Saimiri boliviensis boliviensis (Bolivian squirrel monkey), 2349 nucleotides long. RefSeq names its product sulfite oxidase (gene SUOX). Gene Ontology annotation, biological process: sulfur compound metabolic process. The record is from RefSeq and is a predicted model, not a curated record. Gene Ontology annotation, molecular function: sulfite oxidase activity; heme binding; molybdenum ion binding. Lineage: Eukaryota; Metazoa; Chordata; Mammalia; Primates; Cebidae. Gene Ontology annotation, cellular component: mitochondrion.
GUGGCCUUCACUCCAGCCGGACUUAACAGCUGCUGGCCCCGCCCCUUCGCGAGAACUCUGAGCACUGGGCCCGUAUAACAGUAUUGCUGAGGACGCCGGACCCGCAAAAGGCUGUCCCUCCCAAACCUGGGUUUCUGGGCUGAGUUCAUCUGCGAGUCGGCCCUACCUGCACUGCUCCGGUCUAGUACAAGCAGGCUGCUGGCAUUGAGGUCUGCUACUAUGCUGCUGCUGCACAGAGCUAUGGUCCUCAGGCUCCAACAGGCCUGCAGACUCAAGUCAAUCCACUCAAGGCUCUGCAUUCAGGCCUGCUCCACAAAUGAGUCAUUUCAGCCCCAGCGCCCCAGCCUCACCUUCUCUGGUGAUAACUCCAGCACCAGGGGAUGGAGAGUCAUGGGGACCCUAUUAGGUCUCGGUGCAGUGUUGGCCUAUCAGGACCAUCGGUGUAGGGCUGCUCAGGAGUCAACACACAUAUACACUAAGGAGGAAGUGAGUUCCCAUACCAGCCCUGCAACUGGGAUCUGGGUGACUCUGGGCUCUGAGGUCUUUGAUGUCACAGAAUUUGUGGACCUACAUCCAGGGGGGCCAUCAAAGCUGAUGCUAGCAGCUGGGGGUCCCCUAGAGCCCUUCUGGGCCCUCUAUGCUGUUCACAACCAGUCUCAUGUACGUGAGUUACUGGCUCAAUACAAGAUUGGGGAGCUGAGCCCCGAAGACAAGGUGGCCCCCACCGUGGAGACCUCUGACCCUUAUGCUGAUGAUCCUGUACGUCAUCCAGCCCUGAAGGUCAACAGCCAGUGCCCCUUUAAUGCAGAGCCCCCCCCUGAGCUGCUGACAGAAAACUACAUCACACCCAACCCUAUCUUCUUCACCCGGAACCAUCUGCCUGUUCCUAACGUGGAUCCAGACACCUAUCGAUUACACGUAGUAGGAGCACCUGGGGGUCAAUCACUGUCUCUGUCCCUGGAUGACUUGCACAAGUUUCCCAAGUACGAGAUCACAGUCACUCUGCAGUGUGCUGGCAACCGGCGCUCUGAGAUGACUCAGGUCAAAGAAGUAAAAGGUCUAGAGUGGAGGACAGGAGCCAUCAGCACUGCACGCUGGGGUGGCGCACGGCUCUGUGAUGUGUUAGCCCAGGCUGGCCACCAACUCUGUGAAACUGAGGCCCACGUCUGCUUUGAAGGACUGGACUCAGAUCCUACUGGGACUGCCUAUGGAGCAUCCAUCCCUCUGGCUCGGGCCAUGGACCCUGAAGCUGAGGUCCUGCUGGCAUAUGAGAUGAAUGGGCAGCCUCUGCCUCGUGACCAUGGCUUCCCUGUGCGUGUGGUGGUUCCUGGAGUGGUGGGUGCGCGCCAUGUCAAAUGGCUGGGCAGAGUAAGUGUGCAGCCAGAGGAAAGUUACAGCCACUGGCAACGGCGAGAUUACAAAGGCUUCUCUCCAUCUGUGGACUGGGACACUGUCAAUUUUGACUCUGCUCCAUCCAUUCAGGAACUUCCUGUCCAGUCGGCCAUCACAGAGCCCCAGGAUGGAGAGACUGUAGAGUCAGGGGAAGUGACCAUCAAGGGCUAUGCAUGGAGUGGUGGUGGCAGGGCUGUGAUCCGGGUGGAUGUGUCUCUAGAUGGGGGCCUAACCUGGCAGGUGGCAGAGUUGGAUGGAGAGGAACAGCGCCCCAGGAAGGCCUGGGCGUGGCGUCUGUGGCAGUUGCAAGUCCCUGUGCCAGCUGGACAGAAGGAACUGAACAUCGUUUGUAAGGCUGUGGAUGAUGGCUACAAUGUGCAGCCAGACACCGUGGCCCCAAUCUGGAACCUGCGAGGUGUGCUUAGCAAUGCCUGGCAUCGUGUCCACGUCCAUGUCGCCCCAUGAACAUGGAAAGGAGCCACCUCAACCCCUUUUCCCACCUACUGGCCUCACUGCUUCAGAAAUAUCUUUCCCAUCUCUCGACAUCUUGGAUCACAACUCUGGCCUUCCUAAGCCAUACCCAAGUACACAUAUAGCACAUUUCACCCAGGGACCCUCCGUCUUUGAACAGUAUGUUACAUACCCCUCUUGGCCUUUGAACCUGUGCCAGGAAGUGUGAGCUGUUACAGUAAGGGGCUAGAAGUAAGACAAGUAAUUCUGGAGACAAGGACGAUUUUGUCUUCCUACCCCACCUCCAUUUCUAACGCCUACUGCCAUCAAGGCCUUGUUUUGCUUUUCCUUUUGGAUUCUUCAAAGAAAUGUGUAUGGCAUAUGUAAGAAAAGUGUAUAUACUAUUUUCUACUGCUUCUCCAGGUUGCCAGAGGGUUGUGAGGAAAGCAAGGGGUGCAACCGUCUCCUUUUAUAGUUCUACUUUUCUAAUAGUCUGUUUAAGAUCAU